AUGUUCUUUCGUGGCGGACUAAGCAUCCGGCGCAAUCUGUACACACGCGUCGGGCUAGUGCUCGUGCUCGGGCUGUUCGUGUUGUUCUACUUCAAGAACCUAAACGGUUCCCCGAAUUCCCUCGGGAGUUCGGGCCUCGAGCAGGUAAAACCGUUGCCACAGAUUGGGCAGCACGCGAACGGGUUGGAACUGUUGGCGGCCGCCGAAGCAGCCGCUAGUGGUGGUUCCCUCAACAAAGGCAAUCUGCUGCCAGUGCAGACGGGCGAUGCCCUGUUCGAGCGGUUGGUGCUGGCUGACCUUGCGAAGCAGCGGCCCGGGCUCGGCAACAAUGGGGAAGGGGUGGAGCUGACCGGUGAUGCAAAGGAAAUUGGCGAAAAACAGCUUGCCACGAUAGCGCUCAACGAAGAGCUGAGUGAACAUUUGAGCUACAAUCGCACCCCGCCGGACGGACGGCAUCCGGCGUGCAAGCGGAAACACUACGAUCUGGCCAGCCUGCCGUCGACCAGCGUCAUCAUCAUCUUCUACAACGAACCGUACUCGGUACUGCUGCGUACGGUGCACAGCGUGCUGAAUACGGCCGAUGGGCGGCUACUGCGUGAGAUCAUUCUGGUCGACGACGGUAGUACGAAUGUGGAGCUUAAGGGAAAGCUUGACUACUACGUCCGGACACGGCUCCCGGCGAAGGUGAAGGUGCUCCGGCAACGACAACGUGUCGGAUUAAUAAGGGCACGGUUAGCUGGUGCCCGGUUGGCAAAGGCCGAUGUACUAGUCUUCCUGGAUGCGCACUGUGAGUGUAUGGUGCAGUGGCUGGAACCGCUGCUCGAGCGGAUCAAGGAAUCGCCCACGAGUGUCCUGGUGCCGAUCAUCGAUGUGAUCGAGGCGAAAAACUUUUACUACAGCACGAACGAUUACAACGAUUUUCAGAUCGGUGGAUUUACCUGGGACGGUCACUUCGAUUGGCAUGAUGUGACGAAGCGUGAGCGUGCACGCCAGAAGCGCGAAUGUCCCGAAAAGGAUCUGGAAAUCUGUCCCACGUACAGCCCAACCAUGGCCGGUGGUUUGUUUGCGAUUUCGCGCGACUACUUCUGGGACAUUGGCAGCUACGAUGAGCAGAUGGAUGGUUGGGGUGGUGAAAAUCUCGAAAUGUCGUUCCGCGUGUGGCAGUGCGGUGGUACGCUGGAAACGAUUCCCUGCUCCCGUAUUGGGCACAUUUUCCGCGACUUUCAUCCUUACUCCUUCCCUAAUGAUCGUGAUACGCACGGUAUCAAUACGGUACGGAUGGCGAUCGUCUGGAUGGACGAUUAUGUAGAGCUACUUUAUCUUAACCGACCAGAUCUGAAGGAUCAUCCCGAACUGGGCGACGUAACACACCGGAAGGUAUUGCGCGAAAAGCUACACUGCAAAAGCUUCGAUUGGUACAUGAAAAACGUGUACCCGGAGAAGUUCAUUCCAACGCGCAACGUGCUCGCGUUCGGCCGGUUAGCAUCGCAGGCGGAAAAUCUCUGCCUCGACACACUGCAACAAAAUGCCGAAAAACCGUGGAAUCUGGGCAUCUACACCUGCUUCAAACCGGAAGUAUCGGCAUCGCAGCUAUUUUCGCUCACAAAGCGUAGCGUACUGCGGAACGAGCGUAGCUGCGCAACGGUACAGGCCAGCAAGUCGGAAUCGAAGUUUGUGGUAAUGAUACCGUGCAUCGACGAUGAUGAUAUCGAUGAUACGUGGGAGUUUACCGAGCAUCGGCAGCUGCGCCAUAAACAGUCGGGCUUGUGCCUCGAUAGUAGUGAUCUGUCGACGAAAAGUUACGUCCAUGUGGCCACGUGUCAUCCCGGAAUCAAAACGCAAAAGUGGGAAUUUCAGCAUCAGUAA
Molecule: messenger RNA, 1866 nt
Organism: Anopheles maculipalpis
Lineage: Eukaryota; Metazoa; Arthropoda; Insecta; Diptera; Culicidae
Gene: Pgant1
Product: polypeptide N-acetylgalactosaminyltransferase 1
Exons: 5
Coding region: 1-1866 (621 amino acids)
Cellular component (GO): Golgi apparatus
Source: RefSeq, a predicted model, not a curated record